Aspergillus piperis CBS 112811 is the source of this 549-nucleotide messenger RNA. RefSeq lists its product as uncharacterized. Bases 1 to 549 code for a protein of 182 amino acids. The transcript has a single exon. Gene Ontology annotation, molecular function: transmembrane transporter activity. Lineage: Eukaryota; Fungi; Ascomycota; Eurotiomycetes; Eurotiales; Aspergillaceae. The record is from RefSeq and is a predicted model, not a curated record. Gene Ontology annotation, biological process: transmembrane transport.
AUGGAGGGCACAACUGCUACUACUACUACUACCGCUCCGUUGUUUUCUGAGACCAGCGACUUUCCGGUGGAGAAGGUCCGUCUGCAAGUUGCUUUGCCACUACUUGGUGUCGUAAUCCUAGGCGUAAUCCCAUAUGGCUGGGUUUUGAGCCAGGGUGUGCCUCUGUAUGUACCGUUGAUCUUGCAGGGCGUGAUUGGAUUCUGCGGCACUGGGUGUGUAAAUAUCCUGAGCGCCCUUCUUGUGGACUUCUUUCCGGAGCAACCUUCAACGGCAUCGGCAGCUGCGAACCUUGUUCGAUGUUGGCUGAGUGCCGUGCUGACUGCAGUAUUGCAAUUCUUGAUUUCUGGAAUGGGCAGGGGUUGGUGCUUCACUUUUUUCGGCCUGGUGGAGCUUGCUGCAUCCCCAUUGCUCUGUGCAACAUAUUGGCGUGGAAUGAAGUGGCGCACGAGAAAGAUGAACCAUGCAAAACCCGAUGAAGAAGAAAUUCGGCUCGCCGAAAGAGAGCACUGUGCGACGACAACCGAGUCAAAAAAUGGGUCGGAAAGCUAG